UGGCAUUUGGGUUACUUCCGUCUCGGGGGCGACUAUAGUGGCCUGCAGCGCCAGGGGACAGGCAGAGCGAGGUUGCUAUCCACGCUCGCCACGGCGAUGCUGGGGGGUGGCUCCGCGGAUGGCGAGCGCGACACGGACGACGACGCGGCGGGGGCGGUGGCCGCACCUCCUGCCAUCGACUUCCCCGCAGAGGUGUCGGACCCCAAGUAUGAUGAGUCCGACGUCCCGGCGGAGCUCCAGGUGUUAAGAGAGCCCCUGCAGCAGCCCACGUUCCCGUUCCUCGUGGCAAACCAGCUGCUGCUCGUCUCCUUGCUGGAACACUUGAGCCAUGUGCACGAGCCCAACCCGCGUCACUCGAAAGAGGUGUUUAACUUGCUGUGCCAGACGUUUAUCAAGAUGGGGCUGCUGUCUUCCUUUACUUGCAGUGAUGAGUUUAGCUCUCUGAGGCUCCACCACAACAGAGCCAUCACUCAUUUGAUGAGGUCUGCCAGAGAGAGAGUCCGUCAGGAUCCUUGUCAAGAUAAUUCUUACAUGCAGAAAAUUAGAUCCAGGGAGAUAGCUUUUGAAGCACAAACUUCACGCUACUUAAAUGAAUUUGAAGAGCUCGCCAUCUUAGGGAAAGGAGGCUAUGGGAGAGUUUACAAGGUCCGGAACAAAUUAGAUGGUCAGCAUUAUGCAAUUAAGAAAAUCCUGAUUAAGAGUGCAACUAAAACAGAUUGUAUGAAGGUGCUACGGGAAGUGAAGGUUCUGGCGGGUCUCCAGCACCCCAAUAUCGUUGGCUAUCACACUGCGUGGAUAGAACAUGUUCAUGUCCUGCAGCCGCAAGACAGAGUUCCCAUUCAGCUGCCCUCUCUCGAAGUACUGUCGGAUCAUGAAGGGGACAGAGACCAAGGUGGUGGUAAAGAUAACGAAAGCAGUUCUUCUAUUAUCUUUGCUGAACUUACCCCAGAAAAAGAAAAGCCUUUGGGGGAGUCUGGUGUUAAAAAGGAGAAUAACAACUUGGUGAGCUACACGGCCAACUUAGUGAUCAGAAACAGCAGUGAAAGUGAAUCGUCCAUGGAGCUCCAAGACGGCCUGACUGGUUUGUCUCUCAGGCCAGUUGUGAAGCAUCAGCUGCCCCUGGGGCAUAGCUCAGAACUGGAAGGGAAUUUUACAUCCACAGAUGAGUCUUCUGAAGGCAACGUGAACGUGCUGGGGCCAACAGAGGUAGAGUCUUUCCAGAGCCCAGGCUGUGUUCGGUACCACCUGAUGUUGCACAUCCAGAUGCAGCUGUGUGAGCUCUCGCUGUGGGACUGGAUAGCUGAGAGGAACAAGCGGAGCCGGGAGUGUGUGGAUGAAGCUGCUUGUCCCUAUGUUAUGGCCAGUGUUGCAACAAAAAUUUUUCAAGAAUUGGUGGAAGGUGUCUUUUACAUACAUAACAUGGGCAUUGUCCACAGAGAUCUGAAGCCUAGAAAUAUUUUUCUUCAUGGCCCUGAUCAGCAAGUAAAAAUAGGAGACUUUGGCCUGGCCUGUGCAGACAUCAUCCAGAACGCAGACUGGACCAACAGAAAUGGGAAAGGAACACCGACACACACAGCCAGAGUGGGCACUUGUCUCUACGCGUCCCCUGAGCAGCUGGAAGGGUCGGAGUAUGAUGCCAAGUCAGAUAUGUAUAGCUUGGGUGUGAUCCUGCUUGAGCUCUUCCAGCCAUUUGGGACAGAAAUGGAGCGAGCCACAGUCUUAACAGGUGUAAGGACUGGUCGGAUACCCGAAUCCCUCAGUAAAAGGUGCCCGGUGCAAGCCAAGUAUAUCCAGCUCCUAACCGGGAGGAAUGCGUCACAGAGACCAUCUGCUCUUCAGCUGCUGCAGAGCGAACUUUUUCAAGCAACUGGAAAUGUUAAUCUCACAUUGCAGAUGAAGAUAAUAGAGCAAGAGAAGGAAAUUGAAGAACUAAAGAAACAACUAAGUCUCCUUUCUCAGGACAGGACUGAAGAGAUGAGCGGGAAAAUGGGGCCUACCUCUGUGGCCUGAAUUAUGCUGUCACUCAUGUGAAAGUGGACUUAAAGUACAGUCAAUAGGAAUAUAAAUUUUCAACCCUUAGCUGAGGAGAGGUCUGACUCCCAAUUGUACUUUACAAACCUGUGUAAAGAUAUAAAAGGACCCCUACUUCCUUUUCCUCAAGGAACCCUUCGAUGACCCAAGACUGAACUAAAUUAAGCCUCUCCUUCCUACCUUUUCCCAAGUUUUGAUUCCUGAAUUUCCUACUUAAGUGUUAUGGCCGACCCCUGAACCUUCAGGUAAGAUAGCACUUUCUUUAAGCCCUGCCUAUUGACAUCCUCUCUCCCCAAGGCUAUACACAGAAAUCAGUGCUCCCUCCCCCACAACUGCUUGUCCCCAGGAUGUAUGCCAGCCUGGCUGCUGUUGCUGUGACAGCUGCAAGUCUUCCUGGUCUUUUCAUACUGCAGCCAUGGCCAGUCACGAAGACACUUGAUCACUCCUUGGCUCCAAACUUCUGUGGGCUGUGCACUGCCUGGAAGGUCAGAGUUCUGCUUCUUAGCACAGUGCACUCUUCCCGCAUCAUCCUGCAGCUUGCCCUCAAGUGAUCUUAGCAGCUGACAUGUUUUCUACCUUUACUUUGAGUAGUCUCUCAGGAUCCAUUUCCUUCUUAAAGCCUCAACUCCCCAAACUACCUGGAAUUCUCAGACAACAAUCUCUGAUGCCAUAAAGUGCCUGCCCCUGGCUGGCAGUCAUCUCUGUGCAUUGCACUUGGUUUUACUGACUUUAAAAUGAAAUAAAAUAAAACCCAUAUAUUA
Apodemus sylvaticus (European woodmouse) is the source of this 2792-nucleotide messenger RNA. RefSeq names its product eukaryotic translation initiation factor 2 alpha kinase 1 (gene Eif2ak1). Gene Ontology annotation, biological process: protein phosphorylation. Gene Ontology annotation, molecular function: ATP binding; protein kinase activity. The transcript has 15 exons. Bases 97 to 2010 code for a protein of 637 amino acids. Lineage: Eukaryota; Metazoa; Chordata; Mammalia; Rodentia; Muridae. The record is from RefSeq and is a predicted model, not a curated record.